Molecule: messenger RNA, 813 nt
Organism: Elephantulus edwardii (Cape elephant shrew)
Lineage: Eukaryota; Metazoa; Chordata; Mammalia; Macroscelidea; Macroscelididae
Product: Fanconi anemia-associated protein of 20 kDa-like
Exons: 5
Coding region: 1-813 (270 amino acids)
Biological process (GO): DNA damage response
Molecular function (GO): ubiquitin binding; K63-linked polyubiquitin modification-dependent protein binding
Source: RefSeq, a predicted model, not a curated record
AUGCCUGAGAUGGAGGAGGCACCCCUCAAGGCCCCCAAGACCAUCGAGCACGCUGCAGGUCUCCGGCUCGGGCGCGGGUCAGGGCGCCUGUCUCACUUCCGCCGGACGUCGGGAGGGAAGGCGCGCGGGACGCGGCUCGGCGCUGGUCGGAUGGCGGCGGACGCGGGCGGCGGGCACAGGCUGAGGCUGCGGCGCCGGAGGCCGCCCCCGGUGGCCGGGCCCCCCAGCGCCCGCCCCUGGUUCCUGCAGGAGGCCGACGGCGGGAACGCGGAGCCCUGGGCCGCGCUGCUGCGCGCCCUGCGCCCCGACAAGGACCUGGCCUCGCCGCCCGCCUUCCCGCGCCAGGAGCCCAAGCGCAGCCCCGAAAAAGCGCCCCCCUCCGAGGUUUUCACUGUUGGAGGCAAGGCCUUUACCUGGACUCCCUUUCCACAGCCCCCGCCAAGGCGCAGUGCCCUCGUCUACUGCCCGCCCCAGGAGGCUGUGCAGCGCCCGGGGUCCCACGCCAGGUCUCCAUCCCAGUGUCACCAAUCUGAGAUAGAGCCCCUUCGGACCCUCAGCACCGAGAAGCUGCUGCCGUCGGCAGUGCAGACUGGGCUGCCAUCUGUAGAGGAGAAGCCACCACCAUCGGUGGCAGAGGAGAAACCACCACCAUCGGUGGCAGAGGAGAAACCACCAUCGGUGGCAGAGAAUCCACUGACUCUCACUAGCUGCCCCAUGUGCUUGACAGAGUUCGGCACCACGCUAUCCCAGCUGGACGUCGAUGGCCACCUGGCUCAGUGCUUGGCAGAUAGCACCGACGAUGUGAUGUGGUGA